Molecule: messenger RNA, 1974 nt
Organism: Neoarius graeffei (lesser salmon catfish)
Lineage: Eukaryota; Metazoa; Chordata; Actinopteri; Siluriformes; Ariidae
Product: 52 kDa repressor of the inhibitor of the protein kinase-like
Exons: 3
Coding region: 1-1974 (657 amino acids)
Molecular function (GO): protein dimerization activity
Source: RefSeq, a predicted model, not a curated record
AUGCCGGAUAAAGAUGAUGUGAAGCAGUCAGACGCUUUCGAACCAAUAACUCCUACACAGGGUCAGAAAGUGAGACAAGCCAUUUGCUCCUUUUAUGAACAUAUCACCAAGCUAUGCUACAGCCCUCAAUGGAUACUGAUUCCCUCUCGGACUGAAACAAUGUGCCGCAUGGUCAUAACUCGUCGAGAAUGGAGGAGCCGUGGCCUGAUGGAUCGCUCCAUCCGGCCCUUCAGAAGUGCUGACCUGAACAUCAGUCGAUCCCGAUGGCUUCUCUAUAUAUUGGACCGCUCCCAUCAAGAGACAGCAGAACACAACAGGCAUGGCAUUCAGGCUAUCAUUGACUUGGUCAGUACGUGUGGACAGCAAAAUGUUGCUCUUAGGGGUCAUACAGACGAGCGGAGUAAUUUCCAAGCUUUUUUAAAGUACCGUGCUAAAGGUGACCCCACGUUAAAACAGUACCUGCAGCUGGCGCCUGCGAAUGCCAAUUAUUGCGGCCAUCAGAUCCAGAAUGAGAUCAUUGAACUCUGUGGCAAACAGAUACAGAAUGCUAUUCUUCGUAAAUGCCGGUCCGCUGAAUGGUUUUCUGUGAUCUUGGAUGAAACAGCAGAUGUGAGCAAUACAGAACAGGUCUCAAUUCUAGUUCAUUAUGUCCAUCAUGAGUUAGGGGGCUACUCAGUGAGGGAGGACUUUUUGUGUUUUGUUUCCACUGCUGACACCACAGGGGAGGCUUUAACUAAGGUGUUGCUGGACAAACUAACACAACUAAAUCUGGACCCAAAGAAUAUGGUGGGGCAAGGCUAUGACGGCACAGGCAACAUCAGUGGCAAGGUGCGAGGUGUGCAGGCUCGAGUCAGACAGCUCUAUCCUGCUGCCACUUACGUGCACUGCAGAAAUCACGCUCUGAACCUGGCCAUAGUGCAUUCCACACGAAUCCCACUUGUUCGCAACAUACUUGAUUCAGUCCAAGACAUUGUGGCUUUUCUAUCUGGUUCCCCCAAAAGGUUACAAAUAUUUUUAGGUGACCAAAGCGCUGAAAACCGACGUCUACAAAAAUUCUCUGACACUCGCUGGUCCCAGCAUGAUGCAUGCAUCUCCACUGUCAUUGAAAACUAUGAGCACAUAUUUGUGACCCUUGGGAAGCUCCAGGUAGAGGGGGAUGCUAAAAGCUGCGCUACGGCGACCGCCCUGUCCAGGUCAAUGGAGUUGUUUGACUUGCUGCAAUAUCUCACGCCUCUUAGCAACAGCUUGCAAAAUCCAGAUUGUCAUCUGCCAACAGCUGCAGCCAAUGCAGCAGCGUUAGUAACGCUGCUACAACAAAAGCGAGACACGGCCUUUCCAAGACUGUGGGAGCAGGGUUGCGCUUUGGCAGAUAAACUGGAUGUAAAUCCUAUGAUCCCCCGAAUCGUCAGAAUGCAGACUAAGCGUUCAAACACACCGGCAGCAACCCCAGAGGAGUACUGGCGACUAAAUUUGUUUCUUCCAUUUAUUGACCAUCUUAUUACAGAAGUGACAGAUCGCAUCUGCCUUGCACUCCUGCGCCUCAAUGCCCAGUAUUUGCUGCCAGACAAACUCUCUGCCUUGUCCGACACUUUAUGGCAUGACAUAAAGGAGGAGUACAAGGACUUAAUGCCCAACGUCAAUGCUGUAGACACCGAGAUGGAACUGUGGAAACAGUUAAAUGAGCUCAACCCGAAAAAGCAUGACAUUUGUCAAGUCCUCGAGACAACUGAAAAUUUUUAUCCAAACAUUCACAGCAUUCUUCAAGUCUUGCUGACAAUGCCAGUCUCCACAGCCUCUGCCGAGCGUUCUUUCAGUACAUUAAGACAUCUCAAAACAUACUUGCACAAUACCAUGAGUGAUACAAGGCUCACUGGGCUUGCGCUCAUGAACAUUCAUUUUGAUAUGGAGACUGACAGCGAAGAGAUUAUGAGGCAGUUCGACGCUACAGGUAGAAGACGAAUUAACUUUAAAUAG